Messenger RNA from Perkinsus marinus ATCC 50983, 1350 nucleotides. RefSeq names its product ccr4-associated factor, putative. Gene Ontology annotation, cellular component: CCR4-NOT complex; CCR4-NOT core complex; P-body. Lineage: Eukaryota; Perkinsozoa; Perkinsida; Perkinsidae. The record is from RefSeq and is a predicted model, not a curated record. Bases 1 to 1350 code for a protein of 449 amino acids. The transcript is spliced from 3 exons. Gene Ontology annotation, molecular function: poly(A)-specific ribonuclease activity; nucleic acid binding.
AUGGAGAAGUUGGUGGAGGAGUACCCCUAUAUAGCAGUAGAUGGAUGCUUCCCGGGGGUGGUGGCAAGGCCCACUGGUCCGUUCAAAAAUGAUACGGAGAGAAAUUAUGAGAUUAUCAGAACUAAUAUGAGCCUCGUAAAAAUACUACAACUAAGUCUGGCAUUUUCUAAUAAGAACGGCGAAGUGGCUGGGCAUCCUGGAGACGUUCGAAGGGCGAAUGGAAGUGACCGGCCGCCCCCAGCUUGUGUGUGGAAAAUCAAUUUUCACUUCGACGUUCGGAAGGAUAUUUAUUGCGCCGAGACGUUGAAGCUGCUGAGGGAACCUACAAAGAAGGGAGGUGCCGGCAUUGACUUGAAGGCGCAUCUGAAGCGGGGCGUGAGCGUGGAGAGAUUCUCGGAGCUUAUCACGGGAAGCGGCCUGGUGUUGUCGCCUGAUGUGACGUGGAUAACUGCGAGUGGUGGUUUCCUAUUCGCCGGGUUGGUGAAAAUGCUGUCCGGCCAGGCUCUACCGAAGGCUGAAGUGGAGUUCUCGGAGAUGUGUUAUGAGUACUUCCCUCACAUCUGGGAUAUGAGGCUAAUCAGGAGAGGUUCGUCGAGGUGUGGUAUGGGUAUGUCUCGUGGAGGAGGGGCUCCGCACGCAUGCGCAUCAUCGGAGAAGGCUAAUUUGGAGGUUGAAACGCCGUCCACUUUAACACUUCUUGAGAACUUCUUCCGAUAUGAUGGCAGAAGUGGUAGAAUGAUGAGUUCCUCUUCCGACGACUCUUCCGAGCCGCCUCCAGCAGUGCUCCCUUUUUCUGCUAUGCAGAGGAGGGCGACUACGACGAAGUGGUGGCUAGCGAGUGGUGGUGGCGGCAAGGAGAUAAGGAGGAAAUCUCAAUUUGGUUUAGAGGAGUUCUCUGCGUUGAAUUUAGAGAGUCCUGCAUCGGUGUGGCAAGAUAAAGGAGAGGAGGUAAUUUCGUGGCGCGUGAAGCUGAGGACGGAAGUGGAGGCAGAAUAUGAGGAGGCGACCAGUGAGAACAAAGAAGGUUCUGCUGAUGCCAUCACGACACCCGCUAUGAAGAAGGAACAGCCGAAUGGAGUUGUCCAAACGCCGCCUCCACCACCCCCUGGCCGUCCACCUCCUCUAGAUGCUCGUUCGACUUCGGGCUCUAACGCGUCACCGGUUGAUCGUGGAGAGGAGGAAGGGCCGCCUCGCUAUAAGCAUCCACUUCGGCACCCCAAGUAUCCGAAUGGGGCCCCUCCUCCUAUGUAUACGAAGGAGGUCCGCAUUGCUGGCCUCGUUGGUAUCGAUUCUGGUUGCCUUAUGCUACGAGAUACAUUUCGAGUGUCUCCUCCAGAGGGUAGGUGUUGA